UCUCCUCAGCUUUUCAUAUCUCACAAGCAUUAUAAACAACAAGUAUUACGCAACUGCAGAAAUGAAUACAACUACAAAUUACGAUAAAACCGCGCCAGAAUCCGGCGGCGGCGCGGCUCCGUCGACGCUGCCCCCGAACUUCUUCCGCCUGGAUUUGAUCCUCCGGCUUUUCGUUUUCGCAUCGACGGUUUCAGCACUCGUAGUUCUGGUCACCAGCAAGGAUACAGAGACGAUCGCGACCGGCUUCCCCCCGCCGUUCGCGUCCGUGACCCGCGACGCUAAGUUCAAUUACUCGCCUGCGGUUAUAUAUCUUCUUGUGGCGCUUGCAGUCGCAAUCCUGUAUAGCAUCAUAACAAUCAUCGGCUCAUGCUCUCUCGCAUCACGUCCUGCUCCAUCAACAAAGAUCCUAUUCAAUCUAAUCGUGUUUGAUACGUUGAUGGCUGGGAUCUUGGCUUCAGCCACCGGCAGCGUAGGCUCGGUGGCGUACCUCGGCCUGAGGGGCAACACGCACACGAAUUGGAACAAAGUCUGCAACGUGUUUGGAAAGUUCUGCAAACAUAUCGGGAGCUCCACGGUCGUUACGCUCGCGGCCACCAUCGGCCUCAUCCUCCUCGUCGUGCUCUCCUCCUACUCCCUCUACCGCCGCAGUCGCUAGUUUGCCUGUCCGAUCGAUCGGAAGCCCCCUUUUUAUCGAUCUCCUGAUCAGUAGUGUUUGAAUGUACAUGUUGGUGCAUGAGUGUGUUCUCAUGUACAUGUAAAAGUUGUUGUUGCAUUACUUGGCUUGGAUUUCGAGUUGUUCUUAAUUUGUGUUUCAUUGCUUUUGGUAAAUUUGUUUAGGAACUAGUCAUAAUUUUCAAUUUAGUACAUUGUAUUUGUUAAAGCGCUCAGGAAAAUUCAAAAGCUUAAA
Messenger RNA from Ananas comosus (pineapple), 907 nucleotides. Its product is annotated as CASP-like protein 1D1. Bases 62 to 655 code for a protein of 197 amino acids. The record is from RefSeq and is a predicted model, not a curated record. The transcript has 3 exons. Lineage: Eukaryota; Viridiplantae; Streptophyta; Magnoliopsida; Poales; Bromeliaceae.